AUGACAGAGCUGCACCAAGCGGCAGCUGCAGGAGAGUAUGACCAGGUUAAAGAGAUUCUGAAGCAGCAGAAAUGCAGCCCAAACCAGAGAGAUAUCGACUGGAGCUACAAGACUCCUCUCCACUGGGCAGCAGCUAAAGGACAUACAGAAACAGUCAGGAUCCUCAUUGAGCAUGGAGCCAGGCCAUGUCUGAGGACAGAGCAUGGAUGGACUCCUGCCCACUUUGCAGCAGAGUCUGGUCAGCUGGCUGUGCUGCGACUCCUGCACUCCAUUCAUGCACCGAUAGACAAGGAGGACUUCUGUGGAGACAAACCCGCAAGGAUAGCCGAAAUAUACGGACACAAACACUGUGCAUUAUUCCUUAAAAAAGCAGAGGCUGAGUGCCAAGCCUACCGCAAAACAGCAGCUAAUGAAGGGAUUACACUGGAUGACACAGAUGAAGAAUGGGCAGAACAAGGCAAAGAAAAUGAGGAAAACAGGGUUUUACAAAAAACAACACUCAAAUAAAG
This is a messenger RNA of Melanotaenia boesemani (Boeseman's rainbowfish), 509 nucleotides long. Its product is annotated as ankyrin repeat domain-containing protein 66. The transcript is spliced from 3 exons. NCBI's taxonomy places the organism in Eukaryota, Metazoa, Chordata, Actinopteri, Atheriniformes, Melanotaeniidae. The record is from RefSeq and is a predicted model, not a curated record. Bases 1 to 507 code for a protein of 168 amino acids. Gene Ontology annotation, molecular function: protein binding.